Molecule: messenger RNA, 1779 nt
Organism: Melospiza melodia melodia
Lineage: Eukaryota; Metazoa; Chordata; Aves; Passeriformes; Passerellidae
Product: E3 ubiquitin-protein ligase TRIM7-like
Exons: 8
Coding region: 1-1479 (492 amino acids)
Biological process (GO): protein ubiquitination
Cellular component (GO): cytoplasm
Molecular function (GO): protein binding; ubiquitin protein ligase activity; zinc ion binding
Source: RefSeq, a predicted model, not a curated record
AUGGACGAGCUGCCGGGCGAGGCCUCCUGCCCCAUCUGCCGGGAAUAUUUCCGCGACCCCGUGUCCAUCCACUGCGGGCACCACUUCUGCCGGGCGUGCAUCGAGCGCUGCUGGGAGUGGCCCACGGGCGGGUUCGCGUGCCCGCGCUGCCGGGACACGGCCCCGCGGCGGAGCCUCCGCCCGAGCCGCGAGCUGCAGCGGGUGCUGGAGCUGGCGCGGCGCCUGAGCCGCGGGGAGGCGCUGGGAGCCCGGGAGGAGGAGGAGGAGGAGGAGGAGGAGGAAGGCUGCCGGAGGCACCGGGAGCCGCUGGAGGCUUUCUGCAAGGAGGACGCGGCUCUGCUGUGCGCCAUCUGCCGCGAGUCGCGGGCGCACCGGGCGCACACGGUGCUGCCGCUGCCGGAGGCGGUGCGGGAGUUCGAGGAACAAAUCCAGGCCGGGCUGCAGACCCUGAAGGACGACAGGGACAAACUCCUGGAGCUCCGGGAGGCUGAAAUGAGGAGAAACUGGGAGUGUUUGGAGCGCACCGAGGCGGAGCGGCGGCGCCUCCUGUCCCAUUUCCAGGGGCUGCGCCUGUGCCUGGAGGAGCUUUGGCGGCGCCUCCUGGCGCGGCUGCGGCGCCUGGAGAGCGACCUCGGGCGAGCGCAGGAGGAGGCGGCGACGGCGCUGACCCAGGAGAUCUCCCGGCUCGAGAGCCGCGCCCUGGAGCUGCAGCGGCGGCGGCGGCAGCCGGCCCGACCCUUCCUGCAGGACAUCAGCAGCACCUUGAGCAGCCUCAGAAAUGAAAAUUUCCAGCUGCCCCCGUCGCCUCUUCCAGAUUUGGAAAAUAAAAUUCAACGUUUCAGGGAGGAAAAUGUUCCCCUGGAGGAGACACUGAGGAGAUUCCGAGACAUCCUGACCUUCGAGCUGCCCGAGAGAAUGACGGUGACGCUGGACCCCAGCACUGCCCACCCCCGGCUCCUCGUGGCGCCCGACGGGAGCAGCGUCAGCUGGGAAAGAGCCCAACCCGGGGACGGAGCCCAACCAGACCCCGGCACCGACCCCAGCACCGACCCCGGCACCGACCCUUCCGUGCUGGGCCGUGAGGGCGUCACGGGCGGGAGGCGCUGCUGGGACGUGUGGGUGGCACCAGAGGGGUCCUGGGCGCUGGGGGUGGCCAGGGAGACCUUAGGGAAUGGGGCAGAGACCCCCGGGAGUGGGGCAGAGACCCCUGGGGGCUCCGAGUGGGAGCUCUGGUCCAUGGGGCUCUGCCAGGGCCAGUUCUGGGCUCUCACCUCCCUGGAGCGCGUCCCGCUGUUCCUCGCCCGGGUGCCCAGCAGGGUGAGGGUGGCCCUGGACUACGAGAGGGGCCAGGUGGAGUUUUUCAAUGCCGACGAGAGGAGUUUGAUCUUCGCCUUCCCGGCGGCCUCGUUCCAGGGGCAGAGCGUCCGCCCCUGGUUCCUGGUGUGGGGAGAGGGCGCCCGGCUCACCCUGUGCCCCUGAGCGCCCCCAAAUCCUGGGGUUUUCUCACCAUUCCUGGCUCUCCCGGGGAUUUGUGGCUGCUGGAGUCACUGAGCAUCCCUCAGGGUCGCUGUCCUGAGGUGUCACCCCAAAUCUGGGGGCUGAAAACGGAACUACCUCUGUCCCACCCCAUCCUGCACCACCCCAAUCCCUUUUCUGUCCUCCCCUCUGGCUUUGGAUGAAUUAAAAACCCAAAAUUUGCAUGUUUCAACUUCUCUGUCUGGUGUUUGCUGCCUCUGGGUGUUUCAUUUAAUUUUGCUUAAUUAAACCCCAUUUGUUUAA